AUGUUCGCACUGCGCGUUGAUCACAAUGCAUCAGUUCCCGUCCAUCGCCUUCCUAUUGAGCUGCUCCAAGCGAUCUUCGUCCUGUCCUACGACCCUCCUACGCCUUUCUUCGAACCUCCGGAUACGUAUAACCACGUGGUGCCGGACGUCCACUGGCCCAUCGUUCUUGCCCAAGUGUGCGGCAGGUGGCGGCAGGUGGCUCUGGACAUCCCGUCUCUCUGGACGAGCUUGACGGUCUCCACAUUCCCGACGCUCUCUCUCGCUCUCGCGGAAAGAUACUCCAAGGAACAUCUGCGCCUCUUCUACGCCGCAACUGACGGUGCUGGGAGUGGCCCUCUGAACGUGAUGACCACGAUCAUCGCAAACGAUCGCGCGCGUAUCCUCGAGCUCGGGAUAUACCGGACAGGAACUCCUGCCUUGGAGCGGCUCGAUAUCGACACAUCGGGAGUGUCGCUGAACGAGAAUGGCGAACGAGUCUGCGAAUUCGAAUCACGUCUCGCCAAAAUUUGCGCCCCCGCGCUUCGAGACUUGAGGAUGCAGUGUCUGAUCUUUCCAUCAAUGUUCGAUUCUCAGCUGCUCCGCUCUCCUAAUAUUCGCUUCCUAUUCCUCGUAAACAUCCCAAUCAUACGUCAACAACCCAGAGCCUCCUCCUCCGACAUCCUCGACAUCCUCGACCACUUGCCGUGCUUGGAGACAUUGCAUCUUUCCAACUGUCUGAUGCACGAACCCGGAGGAGUGGCAUCCCGAGCAAAGCCAAAUCUGCGCUCCCUACGCGAAUUCGAAAUAUGGGGGAAUUGCUGCGACUGCAUGAACAUACUCGGAAACGUCGUGCUUGCGCAGCACCUCAGGCGGUUUUCAUUUAGCUGCGGCGCCUACCAGUGCCCCAGAUGCGUUGAACUCGUACCGGAACUUUGGAAGGUCGCCGAAACAACCUGCGAUGUGCCACGAGAGUUGCUCCUCCAGGUGGAUUGGUCGGACUGCUGUCAGGUCGUCGUUCGUGGUCGUGACCUCCCUCGGAAAGAUCCGUAUCUCCACCCCUCCGCUUUGCAGUUUCAAGGUCAAGUCGACGACGACAUAUGGGCUAUCUUUGGUCGGCUCCAGAACGUCAUCCCUCCUGCUAGAGUCAUAGCGAUCGCAUUCUUGGGUGCUCGUCCUUGGUCACAUCCGGAUGUCGCCUUGAGAGACGCAUUGGGACGUUGGAGCUCUGUAUCAGAUAUCUCGGUCACUCACCGCGGGGCUACGAUGGCCGUCCUGAAAGCACUGCGUACCGACGAUGCAUCCCAGCUCGACCGCUCCCGAAUGAUCCUCCCAGACCUGACAUCGAUGACUGUUAGCGACAUCACCACGUGGGAGAACCUGCGAUGGUCAAGUAGCGACAUCAGGAAAAACCGGAUUUGA
This is a messenger RNA of Punctularia strigosozonata HHB-11173 SS5, 1398 nucleotides long. RefSeq lists its product as uncharacterized. The coding region runs from base 1 to 1398 and encodes 465 amino acids. Lineage: Eukaryota; Fungi; Basidiomycota; Agaricomycetes; Corticiales; Punctulariaceae. The transcript has 2 exons. The record is from RefSeq and is a predicted model, not a curated record.